Sungouiella intermedia is the source of this 2274-nucleotide messenger RNA. Lineage: Eukaryota; Fungi; Ascomycota; Pichiomycetes; Serinales; Metschnikowiaceae. The record is from the annotation of a GenBank genome assembly.
AUGGCUAAGGAAGACAAGAAAAAAUACAAAAAGCAAAAGCUUAUGGAUUCAGAAGCCGAGAAGAUGGCUGAGGCUGCUGAAGAAUCCUUGAAAAUCCAUCCACACCCCUCCACUCCCGACAGAAUGGAUUUCCAUGAUGGUGGAGAAUUCAACCUCACCCAGAGAAAUAAAACUACUGCCUCAUUGGCACAAGGCUUGGAAUCCGGCCAGAUCAACCCAUUCACAGGUUCUGAAUUCUCUCAGAAAUACUUUGACAUCUUGAAAGUCCGUAGAGACUUGCCUGUUCAUGCCCAGAGAGAUGAGUUCUUGAAGAUUUUCCAGUCCACCCAAAUCAUGGUGUUUGUUGGUGAAACCGGUUCGGGAAAGACCACGCAGAUUCCUCAGUUCGUACUCUACGACGACAUGCCUCAUUUGCAUGGAAAUAUGGUCGCAUGUACUCAGCCUAGAAGAGUGGCAGCCAUGUCUGUGGCCAAGAGAGUUGCAGAUGAAAUGGAUGUCGAAUUGGGCCAGGAAGUGGGUUACUCCAUUCGUUUCGAGAACAAGACUUCGCCAAAAACCAUUUUGAAGUACUUGACCGACGGUAUGUUGUUGCGUGAAGCUAUGGAGGACCACAACUUGUCCAAGUACUCGUGUAUCAUUUUGGAUGAGGCCCACGAAAGAACCUUAUCCACGGAUAUCUUGAUGGGUCUUUUGAAACAGGUUACCACCAGAAGACCUGACUUGAAGCUUAUCAUCAUGUCGGCCACCUUGGAUGCUGAGAAGUUCCAGAAGUACUUCUUGGAAGCUCCUUUGCUUGCUGUGCCUGGAAGAACCCACCCAGUCGAAAUCUACUACACACCUGAGUAUCAAAAGGACUACUUGGAUGCUGCUAUCCGUACGGUAUUACAGAUUCAUGCCACUGAGGACGAGGGUGAUAUCUUGUUGUUUCUCACUGGUGAAGAAGAAAUUGAAGAUGCAUGCAGAAAGAUCCUGUUGGAAGGUGACGAGCUUAUCAGAGAGCAGGAUUGUGGACCUUUGAAGGUCUACCCAUUGUAUGGAUCUUUGCCUCCACACCAGCAACAGAAGAUCUUUGAUCCUGCUCCUGAAAACCACAAGCCCGGAGGAAGACCAGGAAGAAAGAUUAUUGUGUCCACCAACAUUGCCGAAACAUCGUUGACCAUCGAUGGUAUUGUGUAUGUUGUGGAUCCUGGUUUCUCUAAACAAAAAGUGUACAACCCCAGAAUUAGAGUGGAAUCGUUGCUUGUCUCGCCCAUCUCCAAGGCUUCCGCUCAGCAGAGAGCAGGUAGAGCAGGUCGUACACGUCCAGGUAAAUGUUUCCGUCUCUACACUGAGGAAGCAUUCAAGAAGGAGUUGAUUGAACAGCUGUACCCCGAAAUCUUAAGAAGUAACUUGGCCUCGACUGUUCUUGAGCUCAAGAAAUUGGGUGUGGAUGAUUUGGUUCAUUUCGACUUCAUGGACCCUCCGGCCCCAGAAACCAUGAUGCGUGCAUUGGAGGAAUUGAACUACUUACAAUGUCUUUCUGAUGAGGGAGACUUGACUGCGUUGGGUCGUUUGGCUUCUGCAUUCCCAUUGGACCCCAUGCUUGCUGUAAUGUUGAUUGGAUCUCCAGCAUUCAAGUGUUCGGAGGAAAUCUUGUCGAUUGUUGCACUCUUAUCUGUUCCGAACGUUUUCGUUCGUCCUGGUUCUGCCAAAAAGAGAGCAGAUGAAAUGAAGAUGAUGUUUGCACACCCUGAUGGAGAUCACUUGACGUUACUCAAUGUGUUUGAGGCGUUCAACUCCGAUGAUGCAUACAACGUUGGCUUACACCAGUGGUGUAGAGACAACUUCUUAUCAUACCGUUCUCUCACAUCUGCGCAAAGUGUGAGAUCUCAGUUAAGAAGAAUUAUGGAGAGAAACGACUUGGAGUUGAACUCCACAAACUUUGAAAAUCCAUCUUACUGGGACAAUAUCAGAAAGGCAUUGACGGCGGGCUUCUUCAUGCAAGUCGCUAAGAAAAAGAGCGGAAGCAAGGGAUUCUUGACCAUUAAGGACAACCAGGAUGUUUUGAUCCAUCCGCUGACGGUGUUGGCCAAAGAGAACGAGUGGGUAAUUUACAACGAGUUUGUUCUCACGCUGAAAAACUAUAUCCGUACGGUGACCAAUAUUCGUCCGGAAUGGUUAAUUGAGUUGGCACCCAAAUACUACAAUUUGGAGCAUUUCAGCAAGGGCGACGUCCGUCUUUCGUUGGAGAGGGUGAUUGGCCGCGUGGAAACGAUGAACCGGGUGAGAAAGUAG